Molecule: messenger RNA, 183 nt
Organism: Cladophialophora immunda
Lineage: Eukaryota; Fungi; Ascomycota; Eurotiomycetes; Chaetothyriales; Herpotrichiellaceae
Exons: 1
Coding region: 1-183 (60 amino acids)
Source: RefSeq, a predicted model, not a curated record
AUGGGCGUAGAGCCGGUUCCGGUCAAAGCCUUGCUGGACGAGAUCCACUCGUACCUACCGACCGAACGCGAUCAAAACAGGCAUGUGUUGUGGAAGAUCGGAACGCACAAUAUGGUGAUCGCCGUGCUGCCGGACAUUGGGAAACAAAGCGGCCGCGACUGUGGCGAUCUAGCUGUUGAGUGA